Messenger RNA from Anoplopoma fimbria (sablefish), 1259 nucleotides. RefSeq names its product signal-regulatory protein beta-2-like. Lineage: Eukaryota; Metazoa; Chordata; Actinopteri; Perciformes; Anoplopomatidae. The record is from RefSeq and is a predicted model, not a curated record. Gene Ontology annotation, biological process: response to bacterium.
UCAACAAGAAAAUGACGAUCAUAUGUUAUUUACUGCUGAUUCUCAGCGUGGGGCGUUGCACAGAUGAUCAGAGGUUUGAAACAAAGACUGUUGGUGUCGGACAAAAUGUGACUCUGUCUUGUUCUCGCAAGACAUCUCUGGAACAACACACUUUUUGGAUCAGGCUUGUUUCUGGAAACUUUCCAGAGUUUUUGGGAGGAACAUUUAAUUUUGAUAUUGAUGGUGUUAAUAACACUCCUGGCAUUACAGCAAAACAAGAGCCUGGAACAUUUGUCCUGCAUAUUCAUAAAACAAAGCUAAGCGACACUGGAAUUUACUACUGUAUUAAAAUAUACCGACUUGAUUUGACUUUUUUGAAAGGAACUUUUCUGAGAAUUGGAGGUGAAGAACCUGAUAUCACUGCUGUGUUACAAGACUUCCCAUCUGAUCCAGUUCGUCCAGGAGACUCAGAGACUCUGCAGUGUUCGGUCCUUUCUGACUCUAAGAAGAAAACUUGUCCAGAAGAACAGAGGGUGUACUGGUUCAGAGCCGGAUCAGAUGAAUCUCAUCCUAGUGUCAUUUAUGCUCAUGGAAACAGUGCUGGAUGUGAGAAGAGUCCUGAGGCUCACUCUCCACAGAAAUGUGUCUACAGCUUCUCUAAGAACAUCAGCUCCUCUGAUGCCGGGACUUAUUACUGUGCUGUGGCCGCAUGUGGGGAGAUCUUAUUUGGAAAUGGGAAAAAACUGGACAUUGAAGCACUCAACGUGUGGGAUUUGCAGAAGGCCAACGUAGUUCUGAUUUUGUUACUUGCAUCUUUGGCUUUAAGUCUGAUUGUUAUUGCCUUCCUGAUUCAUACCGUGAAGAUGAAAACUUGCGAUUGUUCCAAUGCCGCCGUUGCUCUGCAAAGAAAUGCUGCAGCAGCAAGAGGUGAACCCCAAAGCCAGCAGAGAAAUGAGGACUCAUUGGUUUAUUCUGCACCAACUUUCACCAAGAGGAAAACUGGCAGAGCAGAGAGAAAGCAUGUAAAAACAGCAGAGGGAGAGACCACCUACACUGAUGUCAGGACUUUAGUGAUAGAUUAACAAACUGCUGGAUUUGCAAAAACUAACAUAGUUUUUGUCUGGCACUAUCUUGUAAAUAUGCUGCUUCACAUCUGAUAUCAAUAACAAUCUUUUGUAUAGAUAACCUUAAAGAAUGUUUCAUGUUUAAUUUUGAUAUUAUGUCUUCAAUGGAUUUUGUUGAUAUUCUACAGCAUCUCAUAUCUGUUAAAUCUUGUUUAU